Molecule: messenger RNA, 918 nt
Organism: Peronospora farinosa
Lineage: Eukaryota; Oomycota; Peronosporomycetes; Peronosporales; Peronosporaceae
Source: the annotation of a GenBank genome assembly
AUGAUCAAAGUGCCCCGUGGUAUUGUGAAUCUCCUAUCCGAUACGACCCAUCCGUCAAGCGACUCGAAGGUGGCAGCUGAGCGUCUUGGGAAGCAGGCAGCGCUCUACGUGCCUUCUGGCACCAUGUCGAAUCUUAUCGCCAUCGGCGGCGGAGCUAAUGCAUACAUGGGGGUGAGCUUACAUACAUUACCCAACCAACUGGACGGAACUCUUGAUAUCAAGGACAUCACUAAUGCCAUUCGAAGCAAUGACCCACAUUAUCCACGUUCGAGACUUGUCGCGAUUGAGAAUACGCAGAAUUCGUGUGGCGGUCGUGUCUUGCCUCUCUCCUAUAUUCACGAAGUCAAGCAGUUUUGUACCGAGCACAACCUACGCCUUCAUGUUGACGGUGCACGACUGGCAAACGCAAGCGUGGCGUCGAAGACAUCAAUGGACGAAUUCGUUAGAGGUGCCGAUUCGGUCUCACUCUGUCUGAGUAAAGGGUUGGGUGCUCCCGUCGGCUCCAUCCUGGCAGGCUCAGACGAGUUUAUUCAUUACGCCACGCGACUUCGAAAGUCACUUGGUGGAGGCAUGCGGCAGGCCGGCGUCAUUGCGUCAGCGGGGCUUUACGCAUUGGAGAACCAGUUUGACCGCCUCGCUGAAGAUCAUAUUAAUGCGCAGGCCUUUGCUUACGUCAUCUCCUCUAUUCCGGGUAUCGAGAUCGACCCCAACGCUGUAAAGACAAACAUCGUCUUUUUCAGGUUGACUUUGGAUGCCAAGCUGGACGCAACGACGCUGGCACAGAAGCUUGAAGCCGAGAAAGGUUUGCUCGUCGGUGCAUAUGCAGACGAAAACCGCGUGCGCGCAGUGACCAAUCUACACAUUUCUAGUCGCGAUGUUGGCUACGCCGUAUCGUCAAUCCGCGCGCCGCUCAGCUGA